Molecule: messenger RNA, 7942 nt
Organism: Larimichthys crocea (large yellow croaker)
Lineage: Eukaryota; Metazoa; Chordata; Actinopteri; Sciaenidae
Gene: loxhd1b
Product: lipoxygenase homology PLAT domains 1b
Exons: 43
Coding region: 206-7411 (2401 amino acids)
Molecular function (GO): protein binding
Source: RefSeq, a predicted model, not a curated record
GAGCAUCUGCUGCUGUUGUAGGCCAGGAUAACCAGCAGAGAGGGGCUUCCCCUAGCCUCAUGCCAAACAGUCAUCUGUGAGUUUUAACUCGGACCAGUCCUGUCAGCAGGUCACUCCAGCAGGCUCACGGGUCAGUUUAAUCAGGUUUCACCGGAACACACAGGAAUCGGUUACAGUUACAAGGACGGUAGUAAAUAAAUUAAAGAUGCCCACAAAAAAGAAAAAAACAAGACAAAGCACAGAGGAAGAAACCAAAGAUGUGGAUGACGAAGGCGAGGACUCAGAGGAUCAGGAACCAAAGCCCAAAAAGAAAGGUAAGCAGGUUAGUGAGUCAGAUGAAGCUGGGAGAUUGAAGAAGAAGAAGAAGAAGAAGAAGUUGAAAGACAGCGAUGAAGAAGGAUACAAUUCUGACACAUCAGGGCCUGAUGUGAGGAGCACUGGGAAAAAGGGGAAAAAUAAAGAAAAGGUCAAGAAGAAAAGGAAGAAAAGCAAAGAGGAGAGCGAGGAUGAGUUGAGCAACGACUCACAGAAUACUGAUAAUGAGGAUAACAACAGUGACUCCAGGAGUAAAAAGAAAAAACUUCCUGAUGUGAUUGAGACCACUAAGACAGGAUCAAAGAAGUCCACAGUCAAAGACAAGAUGGGAAAGGAUAAAAAAGACAAAAAAUCCAAGAGGGACUCAGACGAUGAAAGUGAUGAAGAUGAAGGGAAAAAGACAAAGAAAAACAAGAAGAAAGGUUCAGUGAGGGAUGAUAGUGAUGAAGACACCAAGAAGACAAAAGGCAAGAAGAAGAAGGUCGAAAAUUAUGUCGCGAUCUAUGAGAAUGAGCUUCGCAACUACGAGCCAGAAAUGGUGGAGAACUACGAGGAUGAGUACCACAAAAAGAAAGUGUACGAGGUGGUGACCAUCACUGGUGAUGAGAGAGGAGCAGGCACUGACGCCAACGUGUUUAUCUCUCUGUUUGGAGACUAUGGCAUCACUCCCAAAGUCCACCUGGCUAGCAACACAGAAAAGAGGAGUCGCACGGCAUUCGAAAGGGCCAAAACCGAUGUGUUCAGAAUUAGAACUCACAAUGUUGGAUCUAUAAAAAAGAUAAGGAUUGAGCAUGACAACACGGGAAUGAACGCCAGCUGGUUUCUGGACAGAGUGGUGGUGACAGAUGUGAUCAGGCCUCACCUGAGGUUCUACUUUUCUUGUAACAACUGGCUCAGUAAAGUAGAGGGAGAUGGCCUUUUUGUCAGAGACCUGCUGGGUACCAUGGAUCCCAUGGAAAUGCCCAAAUAUAAUAAGUAUGUAGUGAGUGUUUUCACUGCGGAUGUAAAAGGCAGUGGAACAGAUGCAGACGUCUUCAUCAAUAUCUUUGGGGAGUUUGGAGACACAGGUGAAAGGCGACUUGACAAUGAAAAAGAUAACUUUGAAAAGGGCACAGAGGACAAGUUCACCUUUGAAGCACCAAACUUGGGCAAAGUGAGGAAGAUCACCAUUGGCCAUAAUAACAAAGGCUCUUCAGCAGGAUGGUUUGUGGACAAGGUGAUUGUGGAUGAUCUGGGAAACAAAACACUGUAUGAAUUUCCAAUUGAACGUUGGUUUGCCACUGAUGAGGAUGAUGGGAAGAUCCAAAGAGACAUCCUGGUGGGUGGGAGCCAGCCCACAGGUAUUGUAUACAACGUCCAGAUUGUGACAGGAAACAUCCGAGGUGCUGGGACCAACUCCAAGAUCCAUGUUGUGAUGCAUGGCUCAAAAGGCAUGAAGAACAGUGGCAAGGUGUUUUUGGUGGGAGGAAAAUUUGAGCGGGGCCUGACAGACAUCUUUAAUGUUGAGAUUUCUGCACUCCUUAGUCCCCUCAGCAGAGUCACCAUCGGACACGACAAUGACGGAGUCAGUUCUGGGUGGUACUGCGAUAAGGUGGUGGUGUACUGUCCAUUCACAGGGAUAGAGCAGACCUUCCCAUGUUGUAAAUGGCUGGAUGAGAAGGAGGGAGACGGGCUGAUAGAGAGAGAUCUCUAUGAGAUGGUUUCACUCAGGCAGAAGAGACAGAAGAAGCACCCCUGGUCCUUGUGGAUCUGGACGUCAGACCUGCCCAGUGCAGGAACCGAUGCAGAUAUCUCCUUCCAGGUUUAUGGAGAUAAGGGCAAGAGUGAUGAGAUCAGACUGGACAACAAAACAGAUAAUUUUGAACAGGGACAGAUAGACAGGUUUAUGGUUGAGCUGCCUGAUUUGGGGAAAUUGAACAAACUGCGUAUUUGGCAUGAGAAGAGACAUCCGUUUGCAGGAUGGCAUCUCAGUAAGGCAACUAUCAUGAAGACAUUAACAAAGGAAAAGUACACGUUUGUUUGUGAGCGCUGGCUGGACACAAAUGAAGAUGAUAACGAGGUUGUUAGGGAGCUCCCUGCCAGUGGAGAUCUAAUCUCUGACCCGCUGGCCAUCAUCAAAUACAGAGUGACAGUAUGCACGGGUACGAUCGGCGGCAGCGGUACAGAUGCAUCUGUUUUUCUCAAUCUGAUUGGAGACAGUGGGGACAGCGGAGAUCGUUGGCUGGUCAACUGCAAAAACAACGUCAACAAGUUUGAGAAAGCAAAUAUGGAUGAGUUCAUAAUUGAGGCAGUAAACCUUGGGCAGAUCCGCAGGGUGAGAAUUGGACAUGAUGGCAAAGGUGGAGGCUGUGGCUGGUUUCUUGAUAAAGUGAUUGUAAGAGAGGAGGGACAGGCGGAGGCCCAAGCCAUAGAGUUCCCUUGCAACAGGUGGCUAGACCGCAACGAAGAUGAUGGACAAAUUGUUAGAGAGCUGGUGCCAUUUUCAGAUGGACAGCGUCUUUACAACACUAACUAUCACAUCGCAGUGAAGACAGGUAACAUUCCUGGAGGAAGCUCAGACUCCAAUGUGUUUGUCAAGCUCUACGGAGAGAAAAACGACACCUGUAAGACGAUGCUGCUGGUCUCUGCCAACAACCUGGGGAACUACUUUGAAUCGGGUCGCAUUGACAUCUUCACAGUGGAAACCUAUGAUAUUGGACAGAUUAACCGCAUGAUGAUUGGCCACACUAAUAUAGGCAUGCGUGCUGGCUGGUUCUUAGACAGCGUUCAGAUUAUGGUUCCAGUCCAUGGAAAACAUUACAUGUUCCCCUGUCACCGCUGGCUGGAUGAGGAUGAGGCUGACGGCAAGACACAGGUGGAGAUUUACCCAAGCGAGAUCCUGGACAUUGACCAACUGAUAAACUAUGAGGUAACAGUAGUGACUGGAGAUGUGACAUAUGCUGGCACCAACGCCAGAGUGUUCAUCCAGAUGUAUGGGGAGAAGGGGAAGUCGGAGAUAAUCACGCUUGAAAGCAGAUCCAACAACUAUGAGAGGAAUGCCACAGAAAUAUACAGGAUAGAGGCCAAAGAAUUGGGGAAGAUCCACAAGAUCCGAAUCGGUCAUGAUGGCUCAGGGAUCGGAUCCGGGUGGUUCCUGGAGACAGUGGAUGUCAAACAUAUAAUUAUGGCCAUGGCGCCCAAGGAGAAGAAAAAGGAGGACAAGAAAAAGAAGAAGAAAAAGAAGAAAGAUGAGGACGACGAGGACGAUGGAGAGGAGAUGAAGGAAGUGGUGGUGACUUACCAUUUCCCCUGUUCGCGCUGGCUGGCCUCGGGAGAGGAGGAUGGCGAGCUAGUGGUGGAGCUUCUGCCUGAGGAUGCAGAAGAUCUGGAAAUCAACACCUAUGAAGUGUGUGUCUUCACUGGUAACACGAUGGGUGCCGGGACAGACGCCAACGUAUUCAUUAAUAUUUAUGGUGAAAAAGGAGACACCGGAGAGCGCUAUUUGAAGAACUCUGACAAUCUCAACAAAUUUGAGCGUGGCCAGGAGGAUGUUUUCACUGUGGCAGCUGUUGAACUGGGUCCUCUGAAGAAGCUACGAAUCCGUCAUGACAACACAAACUCUAAUUCAGCUUGGUACCUCGAUCGUGUUGAGAUAGUGGACACAAAGGAUGAUACCACCUACUAUUUCCCUUGUAAGCGCUGGCUGGCAGUCGAUGAGGAUGACGGACAGAUCGCAAGAGAGCUGGUUCCUGUGGAUGAGGCCUUCAUGACCAAUGAUGAGGAGGAGGGCUCAGCAACUCUGGGACUCGAGCAGAAAUCCAUGUCUACUACAUACACUCUCAAAGUAAAAACUGGAGACAAGGAGUAUGCUGGAACUGAUGCCAAUGUCUUUGCCAUCUUAUUUGGUGAAAAUGACGACACAGGGAUCAUCAACCUAAAGGCUUGCAAGAACUAUAAAAAUAAGUUUGAACAGGGGAUGAUCAAUGAGUUCAUUGUGGAGGCGGUGGACCUGGGUGACCUGGAAAAGCUUCGAAUUGGACACGACAGCUCAGGGGGUUCAUCUGGUUGGUUCUUGGACUGGGUCGAGGUUGACGCCUCCUCACAGGGUCAGAGGCUCCGCUUCCCAUGUGGCCGCUGGCUGGAUAAAGCAGAAGAUGAUGGUGUGACUGUGAGGGAUCUCUAUCCUGCUGAAUUACAGACUGAAUUCUACAUGCCAUUUGUGCCUUAUGAAAUAAAGGUAUACACCAGUGAUUUGUUUGGUGCGGGAACAGACGCUGAUGUGUUCAUAGCCUUGUAUGGACGAAAGGGAGUGUGCACACAGCAGAAAUACCUGUGCGUCAAUGAAAGAGAGAGGCGCCUGUACUUUGAGAGGGGGGCUGAGGACAUGUUUAUUGUGGAGCUGGAGGACAUUGGUGACGUUCUAGAGAAAAUCAGGAUAGGACACGAUAACAAAGGCAUGAAUCCAGGAUGGCACCUCGACAGAGUGGAGAUCAGACGACAGCUCAGAAAAGGAAAGGGUUCAGAGACGACCAUUUUCCCAUGCGAGUGUUGGCUAGCCAGGUCUGAAGAUGAUGGGGAGACUGUGAGAGAGCUGGUCCCCUCGGACAUCAUCACCAAGAAACUCCUCAGGGAUGGGAAGCUGAAAGUAACUGAAACAGAGGUGGAGGACCCCUUGGAAACUCACACAUACAAGGUGUCAGUACGGACAGGUGAUAUGUAUGGAGCGGGAACUGAUGCCAACGUUUUUCUCACCAUCUGUGGAGACCUGGGAGACACAGGAGAACGCAAACUCGCCAGAUCUGAGACCAACAAGAACAAGUUUGAGAGAGGAAUGGUGGACAAGUUCACUAUUCAGGCUGUGGACUUGGGCCAAGUGUAUAAGAUUCGUAUUCGUCAUGACAACACCAACAUAGCAGCCGAUUGGUACCUGGAUCAGGUGGAAGUGCUGGAUGAGGACUCAGAAGAGGUGUACAUGUUCCUGUGUGAGCGCUGGCUGUCGACGAAGAAAGAGGACAAACGCAUAGAGCGAACCUUCUUUGUCAAGGGGUAUGAAGGUGAAAGAAACACUGAUCCCAAUUCCAAGAAGAUGGCUCAGGCCAAACUGGGGCUGGACAGAAAUGCCAACAAGAAGAAAAAGAAGAAAAAAGCAGCAGUGGUAGAGGAGGGUCCAAUCAUUCCCUAUCACUUCACCUUGUCCACGGGGGUAGAACGUGAUUCCGCAACUACAGCCAGGGUCUAUAUCAUCAUCAUCGGACCCAAUGAUGUGGAGACAGACAGACUGUGGCUGGACCUGCCACCGGGAAAGCAAUCCUUCGCAGCUGGCACCAUGGAGCACUUUGUGUCUUACGGGACUGACGUAGGAGAGAUCAAGAGGGUGGAACUUGGCCAUAACGGUGUCACACCAGAGAGCUGCUGGUUGGUGGAUGAGCUGGCGGUUGCCGUGCCAACCAAAGGUAUCAAGUACAUCUUUCCAUGUAAGUGCUGGCUGGCUAAAGACAGGGGAGAUGGUCUGACUGCCAGACUGUUCAAUGUGCUGGACUCUAACACGAUCAACAUUAUACGCAAAGUUGUUUAUUCAGCAACAGUUGUCACAGGUGACACUCAGUAUGCAGGAACUGAUACUAAUAUUUACAUGAUGGUUUAUGGAGUCAAUGGGACCACAGAGGAAAUGCUGCUGCCCAAAAAUGAGGACAGGUUCGAAAGAGGCCAAGAAGACACAUUCACUCUGGAGAUAGAUGAUAUUGCUCCUCUGAAGAAGAUCAGAAUUUGGAUUGAUGGCACUGGAAGUCGACCUGACUGGUUUCUUGACAGGAUCCUGAUGCGAAACCUGACCACAGACGAGGAGUAUCUGUUUACCUAUGAGGACUGGCUGUCAAAGACAAGGGGGCCAAAGAGGGUCAAAGUGUGUGAACUGGCAGCUGUGGUAGAUGACGAAGAGAUGGUGGAGAAGACAUCCUACACAAUCACAGUCCAGACUAGUGAUAUCAGCAAUGCCGGCACUGAUGCCAAUGUGUUUUUGAUGGUGUUUGGAGAAUUUGGAGACACCGGGACGCUGCCUCUGAAGGAGAGCUCCAACAGGAAUAAGUUUGAGCGUAAAAUGAAAGACGUGUUCAGAUUUCCUGACUUGCUCAGUCUCGGCGAACUGUCCAAAGUCCGAGUGUGGCACGAUAACAAAGGCCCUGCUCCUGGUUGGCACCUGGAGUACAUUGAUGUGAAAGAUGAGACCAUGGACGAGGUCUUUAGGUUCCCCUGUGACCGCUGGUUGGCUAAAAAUGAAGCUGAUGGGCAGAUUAUGAGAGAGCUGGCCUGUGCCAACAACGACUCUGUGGACCUGAGUGACAAAACCAAAUAUGAAAUUGCCACAACAACUGCAAACACAGAUGAUGCAUCCACCACUGAAAACGUCUGGAUAGUGUUAGAAGGAAGGAAAGCUCGUUCCAAGGAGUUUGUUCUGGAGAAUAAGAAAAAGAAGUUCUUAUGCGGUGCCACGGACAGGUUUGAGUUCUCGUCCAAGCACGUGGGGGAGAUUGCCGGCAUCUGCGUUGGCCACAUAUCCAAAGACGGAAAGAAGGUGAAGAACGAAACUUACUGGCACGUUAUGGAGGUGGUGGUGACUGAGAUGGAGCUGGGAAACAAGUUUUUCUUCCACUGUGAUGCACAAAUCCCCCUGGCAGCCAAAAAGGACCAAUUCCUGACAUUUGAGUGCUUCAAAUCUGUCGAGAGUUUCGCAAGCAAAGUCCGCAACCUGGUCCCCGUCAAGUAUGAAAUCAUUGUCAUUACCGGGGAUGUCAGCGGGGCUGGCACAGAUGCCAAUGUUUUCAUCACCCUUUAUGGUGUCAACGGCGACUCAGGCAAGCGUCAACUGCGACAGAAGUUCCGCAACCUUUUUGAACGAGGGCGAACGGACCGCUUUCUUGUGGAGAUGCUGGACCUUGGGGAGCUAUUGAGGGUCAAAGUAGAGCACGACGGUACUAGCUCCAGCUGUGGGUGGUUUUUAGAGUGUGUUGAAAUCACCAAUACAGCCAACUCAGUGACCACCAUUUUCCCGUGUGGAAAGUGGCUUGACGCCUAUAAGGCCGACAGGCAGACUCAUCGAGUGCUCUACCCGAGAUAUUAAGGAGGACGCAUGAAACAAAUGGAGUGGAUGAGCAUUCCUUUAGAGCCUUUUUGGUCAGUCGUUUUUUUAAUGAAUGUUAGACAAGUUUUGUGAGGAAAAGUGUUGAAUUAACAGAUCUGAAUGUAACUUUUAUGUAACGUAACACAAGCGUUUUUUUUUUAUUUUGUGCCAACUAUUUAGGUUGCUCUGUGUCUCACUUCAGAAAAAGCCAUUUACUACCAUCUUUUCUUGUACAAUUUGCAAAAUAAACAGACCUGAAUUUUACCCAAAGCAGAUCACCCAUCACAAUAAACAUUCAGUCUUAACUUGUUCUCUCUCGGUUCUUUGUUUAGCUUUUCUCUUAAUUAUGUCUAGGUUAAGUCACACCAGUUCACACAUCACAUCACUCACAUUAAUGUCUACAUAUUAAUGUCAGUCACUUGACACCUUCAGGUGGAAAAGAAGGCCCCAAAGUUAAAUUACCUUUACAUUUUCCCUUUUAAUUAGAUCUUUCAAAGGAGGUUUUGAACAUGUUGUAUUAUUUACACUGGA